This is a messenger RNA of Loa loa (African eye worm), 552 nucleotides long. RefSeq lists its product as hypothetical. The coding region runs from base 1 to 552 and encodes 183 amino acids. Lineage: Eukaryota; Metazoa; Nematoda; Chromadorea; Rhabditida; Onchocercidae. The transcript is spliced from 3 exons. The record is from RefSeq and is a predicted model, not a curated record.
AUGGGCUACGGUGAGAGAGGCAGACUGCGGGAGCAGAAAAGAGGGACAUAUGCACACAUCCGAAGUACACCAAAACUUCCACCUCUUCGGGUGACGUCAUUCCUGUUUCAAACUUCCUGCUCUGUCUAUCUAUCCUCUUUUCUUGAAAAGGAACAAUUGUCUUCUCAAUUCAUUUAUUCCGGAACUUCCUCGAUAGCAGCAAACAGUCAGAAGAAAUUGACUCAGGGAAUCACACACAAACGCACGCAGUUCAUCUCGGAAGAGGGCACCAGCACAUUCGGACGCUUUUACGAUGCACGUCUUCUUUUCGAAGGGAAGGAUGCUGCGUUUUCUUGUAGCUGUCACCAUCCCCAAUGUUCAGUGCCCUCCAGGGAGGAGGGCAUACUGGUCCGAGAUGCUUGUAAUGUUGGAAUGUUGGACCUGUCUCACCAUAAGCUUCCUUUCAACCCAUCUUCCAAAUGUGAUGGUCGAAAUGAGAUCACUUAUUCUCGCGUAUCACGUUUGAUUGCCUUGGGUGCAAUCUGUUACGUGCUUUUGAAAUCUGUUGCCUGA